Acytostelium subglobosum LB1 is the source of this 618-nucleotide messenger RNA. RefSeq lists its product as hypothetical. Gene Ontology annotation, cellular component: plasma membrane. The record is from RefSeq and is a predicted model, not a curated record. The transcript has a single exon. NCBI's taxonomy places the organism in Eukaryota, Evosea, Eumycetozoa, Acytosteliales, Acytosteliaceae. Gene Ontology annotation, molecular function: GTPase activity; GDP binding; GTP binding. The annotation marks the transcript as partial. Gene Ontology annotation, biological process: Ras protein signal transduction.
AUUUAUGUCGAUCCCAUUCUAACUAGUAAUCACAUACCCAGAAAAUCAGCACUGUCUAAUCAAUUUGUAAAGGAUAUAUUUAUUGAAGAAUAUGACCCAACAACAGAGGACUGUUAUAGCAAGAAAUGUGUAGUUAAUGGACAUAGUUACAAUCUCAAUAUCACAGAUCCCUCUGGUGAGAACUAUUAUUGUCUCUCCAAAUCAUAUAUGUUACGAGGAGAGGCCUUUGUCAUUAUGUACUCAAUCACAGAGAGAUAUACAUUUGAGUUGAUACCAUCAAUAGUAGACUCAAUGCGUAGAAUUAGGGGCACCGACAAGACUCCAAUCGUACUGGUUGGCAAUAAGAUUGACUUGGAAUCACAAAGAAAGGUUGACUAUCGGGAGGGUGAGGAGUUGGCCCGGAGAUUGAAGUGUCCAUUUCUGGAAACAUCAUCCAAACACAAAGUUAAUGUUGACAAUGUCUUUUACAAAUUGAUUGGAGAGAUGGUCAGUUUACAAGCUAAGGAAGUACCUACAACAUCCAGUACCAAGAGGAGCUCCUCAUCUAUUUCUCCUCUAAAAGGUUUAUUUACUCUAUCCCCUAAUUUUAAAUCAAAGUUCAAGAGAGCUGUCUCUACA